This is a messenger RNA of Stomoxys calcitrans (stable fly), 2896 nucleotides long. RefSeq lists its product as uncharacterized. The transcript is spliced from 4 exons. NCBI's taxonomy places the organism in Eukaryota, Metazoa, Arthropoda, Insecta, Diptera, Muscidae. Gene Ontology annotation, molecular function: serine-type endopeptidase inhibitor activity. The record is from RefSeq and is a predicted model, not a curated record. The coding region runs from base 628 to 2751 and encodes 707 amino acids.
UCAUCCCAAACGGUUCUCGGUGAAAGAUUUAACGCUUCGAAGAGUUAACGAAAACUCCACGCCAAUCAAAUAGUGACGAGCUGUUUUCACGAAAUAAAUCCCAAAUACAAAUUCUAUAAGUUGGCUGGAAAGCAAAAAGCGAGAUUCGCAACCUCAUCAUCAUCGAUAGAUGGUUGGGAAUAAUAAUUUUAAAAAGAGCCUUGAUCGAAGUACAAAUUUAAAUGUCCGGCGGUAAUUUGAAAUAGAAUAGAAUAGUGCGGUGUGUUUCUAAAGUGCAUUUCAACUUUUUUCUCCUUCUGAUGUUAUUAAUUAUGCGAUUAUCAGUGGAAACGGUAUGGUGCUUACAAAAAAUUUCUCGAGGUCAUAAAAAAGAAAUUAUAAUAAUAAUUGCGCUCUAAUUAAAAUUUGGUCCAAAAUAACAAAAACCAAAAAAAAAAUUGCAUUGACAUUUUUAUUUGGAGCAAUAAAAGUUUUUAUUUAAAAUCUAUCUCUCAAGCUUAGAGUGUGUGUGCGGGUGCGGGUGUGAGUGUGCAUAUGUAUGCAUGUAUGAGUGUUUUUUAUACAUUCCGUUUGAACGAUUAACGGAAGCGUAGAGGGAAAAUAAUCGCCAAACAAUUACAAUCCAUUAUGGCCAAUCAUCAGCACCAAAGCGGCAACAACGUCACUCGCGUGCUUCUAACAUUUUACAUUGGAGCAUUUCUGUCGCCGCCAGGGAGAUCGUCAAUGUCAUGUAGUGCACAUCUGAUACACAUUGCCGAUGAGCAUCAUGAGUUUCGAUCAAGUGUCUUGGGGAGACCCCAUUUGCCUCCGCCUUUACCACCACCGCCGCCGCCACCACUCUCUCCGCCACAGAUGACCCAUAUCCCCGGAAGAGAGUUAACACCGGCUGAAUGUAUGGUAGAUCUUACAAAUGAUUUGGCCUAUCGCAUUCUCCACUAUCAUUCGAUCUUAAAUAGGAACAAUUUUGCAUUUUCGCCGACUGCUCUUAUGAGCGUUCUUGUUGCUCUUUACGAGGGUUCCACUGGAAGGAGUGCCACUGAAUUGAAGAGCGUCUUGCAGUUACCAAAUAAUAGGGAUAUUGUUCGAGUAGGAUAUCGCGACAUACAUCGACGACUAAGGACGUACUUUUUUGGUUCGGAUAACCCAUUAAAGGGUCUAAGUUUGAAUAAGGAAAACGUUACCAUAACACGCGACUUUGAGGCGAUUCUUAUGUUUUACGGUUAUGAUUUGGGCGUGGAUAUGAUGUCUUCAACGUCACCACCGCCAACAACUACUGCGGCUGCUAUGACACCAACGUCUACGACACCGGCGGCAGCAAUAGCAACGACUAUGACAUCGAGUGCUAAAAUAUCAACGGCUACGACUACGACGACGGCAACACCAACUACUACAACCCCAACUUUAAGCACUACUACAGCCAAAAUUGAGACAGAUACAACCACAACAACUAAAGCUUCAACUACGCAGGACACAACAACAAUGACAGAAGUACUUACCACCACGACUCCAACUGCCACCACUACAAUGACACCAGCGACAACGUCAACUACAACAACGAUGGAAACAACAACUAAUGAGCAAGUUACGACAACAACACUACCCACAAUUGCUACCACGUACCCGGUUACCAGCGAUACAGUGGAGACAUCCACUGAAAUUACCCAACCUUUAACGGAGGCAGUCAUUACAACCACAACGCCAGCAGAAGAUACAACUACGGAAACAACAACUGUUCCACCAACAGCCGCAACUGCCAAUGAAGCCGCCGAACUCAUAUCCUCCUUUGUGGCUGAAGAGAACUCGGAGCCAUUUUCACGAAUUCAACAGGCACGAGUCACUCGUCUACCAAACAGUAAACUGCAAGCCCCACGCUUAGCAAAAGUCCCCCAAUCCAAUUAUUUACCAUCACAGCGGAAUUCUAAGCAUCUAAGAAUAAAUAGAAGAAAACGUCACCUCUCGGGAUUCAAGGACUUUGAUUCGAAUCUUUUCGUUGGUUUACUUAAUGGCGAAUCGUAUUUGCACAAUUUAGCACCAGUUGCAGGAUUACACACUCCCCCGUCGGGCGCAUAUGUUCAGGUUUCCCAAGAAUUUGAAGUGGACACGGAUCCAAACUAUUUUAACUCCUCUCCGUCUGCCGCAAAACAAAACUACAACACAGACGUGAUUACGCACGUCUUCUAUCUGAGCAACCAGCAGGUAAUCUAUACCACCUUCAAAGUUUACAACGCAGUCUUGUAUUACAAAUAUUUUGAGCGUUUGCGCAUGAGCGUCUUGGAAUUGGAAUUGGAUACACCCAAUUACAAUUUGAUUAUUCUUCUCCCAGACUACAAUACGGAUUUAGUAGCAGCGGCGGCGUCUCUGCGUUCUGGGCCAAAAUUACGCUUUAUAAGGAAACAGCUAAGACCAAAAUGGGUGCAGGCCAUAAUACCGGAUUUUAAAUUGCAAGGAACCAUGUUCCUAACCAAUGACCUACAGAACUUGGGCGUUUACGACAUAUUUGAACCAAACCGUGCCGAUUUUCGUCCGAUGACAGAUGAAUCAGGGACCUAUGUAAAGCAUAUCGAGCAAUCCAUUAAUGUACACAUUCGAACCCAUCCCAUCAACCAACUGAGGCGUAACGCUGGAGCUCAGGCGCAACCAACGCAGAUAUCUGUUAAUCACCCGUUUAUGUUUUUCGUUAUCGAUCGAGAUUUGGAUGUUGCUGUAAUGACUGGACGUAUCUUAAAUCCACUUAAUGUUCGCAUUCAGUGAAGAUAGCCAGUUGAAUCCCAACAAAGACACACUUAUGCAUGAAGCCAUUGAUGCAUACCUAUCGUGUAAAUAUGUACAUACAUAGCUACAUACUAGUAAUGUUAACAAUAAACUAUAUUUUUGCGAUUACGCAAACUUAAAAGAA